CAUCUCAAUCAAACCCCGAACAAGCAUGUUCUGAUGGUCCAUACCGCUGACACCAAAACACGGCCAUUACAUAUGAUUUGUGACUACAUGCCAAAAGAAGACUUACUUCACUUUUUGAGAGUUUGUAAAGAGGAGCUAGAAAUCCCUACUUAUCGUCAGCUACUUAAUGUAUGUCUUGGGAUAGCUAACUGUAUGAACUUCAUACACAAGAAGCAAGUCAUUCACAAUCAGCUGCGACCAGAGCAUGUUUUACUUGACGACAACUUUAAUGUCAGAAUCACGGGUUUCUGCCAAGCUAAGAUUCUUUCURAGAAUGAAAUGGAAAGGGGCAUCCAUGGAGARAAGUUGGAUUUGGAAGACCCGUCGAUAAGGUUUUCUGCUCCAGAAUGUCUUGAAGAUGAACCUUUGUUCUCACGAGAGUCUGAUAUUUGGGCAUUCGGUGUUCUGAUGUACGUUGUGUUCACGUGUGGGGGUACCCCAUAUGCCAAUGUAGAUACUAAGAACAUUCAUCAACACGUAAGUAUUAUCGAUGGGAAUCUUUUAUUUACGUGCAGGGGUGCAGACGAACGUCUUAGACUGAUUUCAGAACCUUUGCCAAAGGAAGACAAAGAUAUUGACGUUACGAAACAAACACCAAACACAACCAAAGAAUCAUUGAGCCUUGUGGAUACCAGUAAGCAACAUUUGAAAAACUUAAAGUUAUUGGACCAUCCGCAUCUUGCUAGGGUUGUAGAAGAUCGCAAAACCAAAUCUGGAAGAGUGAUUGCCUACGAAAACUGCGAGGGUCCAAGUCUACGACAUUACAUCUUGGGUAACAAUUGUACACCUGAAGAUGUGACUAAAUUUGCUGCUCAAAUCGCCGAAGCACUACGCUACCUCCACCAAAAGAACAUCGUACUUUGCUUUUUAAAUGCUGAAAGCGUCAGGGUUGUCAAAAAGAAUCAUGUGAAAAUCUUCGGGUUGCACUUCUCUAGAAGCAUUUUACCAUCUUGCAACCAGCUCAACACCUCAUUUGGUGUUGUGAAUGGCGAGGUUCAUCCAGAUGUAUAUCGUUGGUGCGCUAAAGAGGUCAUUCAGGAGAGGAUAUUUUCUCCAGCUGGAGACGUCUGGUCACUGGGCAUGACAAUUUUGGAGAUGUUUCUGUGUCUUGCAAAAGAUUCCGAUACUGCAAAACCAUUCUCGCAGUAUUCUAAUGAAGAGAUUUUGGGCGCUUUAAAGGAGAAUUGCCGUCCUUCCCAACCUGCCCUAUGCCCGGACUGGGUGUACGUACUCGUGACACAGUGUUGGUGUUUAAAAACUACAGAACGAGCUUCUUCAUUAUUAGUGCUCGAUUGUUUGACAAAAAAAUGCCCUUGGGAAUCUUACCUUCUUCAGCGUUGGAUAAAACAGAACGAAAUACAUGAAAAUUGGCCAGAUUUGAAUGUUGUUCAGCAGCUUGAUGAAACUAAUCCCAUCUCCAGACAAGACAUCGAAAGCUCGGUUUCUGAGGAAUUUGCAGGUCCCCAUAUCUACGAGUAUGAGCGUCCAUUUUGGUUAAGGAAAMUCUUUAAACACCUUGUGAAUAGUGGAGGGCGUUUCUUGAAGCUAUCAUCACGACCCCCACGAUCAGAACCACGACCUCAAGCAUCACCACUUUUAUCAUCCGCGUCUUCAGUUUCUUCCUUGCCACCAUCACAGUCAUCGUCAUAUUUAUCAUCAUCAUCAGUACCAAAUUCACCUCAAGAAACACUGGAAGAUAUCAAGCACAAGAAUGAGAAGGGCAAGGAUGAAGACGAUUGUGACGAUACCUACGACUUGCCAACUCUACCAGAAUGCGAAGGGACUUGUCCUCCAAGAUUGAGAUCGGCAUCAUUGCCACCACUCUCGUUGCCACCAAAUUCAACCCAAGAAACAAUUACUGAUAUCAGGCAGAAGGAAAAGAAAGGGGAGGAUGACGACACAUACUAUAAUAUCGACGACUUGCCAAGACUACCAGAAUACAAGGUGACGGCUUGUCCUCCAAGAUUGAGAUCGGCAUCAUUGCCACCACUCUCAUUGCCACCAAAUUCAACCCAAGAAACAAUUACUGAUAUCAGGCAGAAGGAAAAGAAAGGGGAGGGUGACGACACAUAUUAUAAUAUCGACGACAUGACAAAACUACCAGAAUACAAGGUGACGGCUUGUCCUCCAAGACUGAGGUCCGCAUCAUCCCCACCACUCCCCUUGCCACCAAACUCAACCCAAGAAACAAUUGCUGAUCUCAGGCAGAAGGAAGAGAAGGGAGAGGAUAACGACAUAUAUGAUGAUACCAACGACAGGCCGAGACUACCAGAACACAAGRUGACUUGUCCUCCAAGAUUGAGGUGCGUAUCAUCCCCAUUACUCUCGUUGCCACCAAAUUCACCCCAAGAAACACCGACAAAUAUCAAGCACAAKGAAGAGAAGGGGAAAGAAAACGACAUAUACGAUGAUACCUACGAUAGGCCAAGAACAAAAUGUUUGCAUGGUAAUUCCGACCAGGAAUGCUAUACACCUUACCUAGAACCUGAUGAAUCGUAUCAAGGUUUGUCGUAUUCCACAGAGAAUGGAUACAUGUCUUUAAUAAGCAACUCAAGUGAAAGGAUAUUCGAUGUGGAUGUCGCUGGUUCCCAUACGGCUUCUACCAAUAAUGGGGCUGCCAACAAUAUGGAAAAUCAAAAAGUCUUUUUUUCAAUGAAUAUUUAAUCUUCACAACGACAAGCACAAGCCAACGUUUUUACGCUCAAUGACACGUGGCAAUCUUAGCUUCCUAUUAUACCGGACUUGAUUAACUUGCAAACCUGUUUAUUUUUUUUGCCUAAUUAUUAUAAAUAUUUUUCAAUAAUCAAAUAGAGAAGCAUGAUACUGGUUCAUAAACAUUAGGGACCGUACUGAUAGAAUAUAUACAAGAUAUGGCUGGUAGUGCCUUUUAUAGACGCAAUAAUGUGUAAUAAAUAAAUCUAUCGUUCCCCUUUUCUUACCGACAAUUACGACCAGCAUGAUUUUAGCACAGCGGAAUUUUUAUAUUUUCCAUAAUAAUCCAUGUCUAAUAUAUCCUUCCUUAUUUCUGAAUAUCUAAAAAUUAUAUAUCAUGAUUAGUUGUAUUAUUUACAUACCGGGACUUACUCAGUAAAAACCUGUUUAAUAUACUUCCGUUCCUUCGCUGUUCCUAAUCAAUGCGGGUAUCGCCUUUUCACGUCUGAGAAAAACGAUACUUCCUGCUGCCAUGAUGAAGUCUAGAAGUCGAAAACAUUAAAAUUAGACAAUUUGAAUGUCAAAAGAUCUCAAAAAAGUUACUCUUAGCUUUUGAUUAAGCGUUUUAAAAUAUCAAUUAAUUAAAUAGCCUUAUCAUAAUUUUAGUUGAACUUUGUAAACUGAUUUUUUUAAAAUUAAUUCAAACCAAAUUGAAAAUCUCGGUAUGAAUAUGAUAAACAGAAAAUACUAAGAAUAGUUUUUAUUCAAAAUUCGUAUCAUCAAACUCAAUUGCCUAAAAACCCGUUCCGGUUUGUUUUAUGACAUUCACAAAUCGAUCGUGAAUAACGUACGCGUGCACUUUCUAUGAAAUUAUCUCUCUAUAUGCAGUUAUUUCAAAAUGGUUGUUGGAGUCGAAGGCGAUAGGCGAUAUAUGGGUCUUUCCAAGACGGAAAGGAAUAUAUUGUGGGCAUACCUCUAAAGAGAAAUAAUCGAAGCCUAUAAAAUAGUUUCGUCGUCUUUAAAAAACACGACCAAUCACCUUCUUCUUGACGAGAAUAAUAAAAAGAAACGCAAGUCGUAUAAAAUAUUCUUCAGUGUUGAAAUGACCUAUUAUCGCUUAUUUAACAUCAAUUUGUCAAUCAAUGACCUGAAUUAUAUAGGUCCUUUUUAUAGAUAUGAAUAUCAAUAUUUUUCUAGGAAUGUUCUUACAACAGACAUACCAAUCUCUUUUGACAUCAAUGCAAGAAAGCUUUUGUAUCAUAGCUAUGUUAGGCCUCACUUAGGAUAUACUAGUGAACUUUGGUCUCCGCAAGCUAUUGUUAACAUUAAGAAAGUGGAAAGUCUGCAACGCAGAGCCUCGAGAUAU
Molecule: messenger RNA, 4057 nt
Organism: Actinia tenebrosa (Australian red waratah sea anemone)
Lineage: Eukaryota; Metazoa; Cnidaria; Anthozoa; Actiniaria; Actiniidae
Biological process (GO): protein phosphorylation
Molecular function (GO): protein kinase activity; ATP binding
Source: RefSeq, a predicted model, not a curated record